Messenger RNA from Macadamia integrifolia, 585 nucleotides. RefSeq names its product protein transport protein Sec61 subunit alpha-like. Gene Ontology annotation, cellular component: membrane; Sec61 translocon complex. The transcript is spliced from 2 exons. NCBI's taxonomy places the organism in Eukaryota, Viridiplantae, Streptophyta, Magnoliopsida, Proteales, Proteaceae. The coding region runs from base 1 to 585 and encodes 194 amino acids. The record is from RefSeq and is a predicted model, not a curated record. Gene Ontology annotation, molecular function: transmembrane protein transporter activity; signal sequence receptor activity; ribosome binding. Gene Ontology annotation, biological process: SRP-dependent cotranslational protein targeting to membrane, translocation; post-translational protein targeting to membrane, translocation.
AUGGUGGAAGGGUUCAGAGUUCUCCAUCUUGUUAGACCAUUUCUGUCAUUUCUACCAGAAGUGCAGACUGCAGACAGGAAGGUUCCAUUUAGAGAGAAAGUGAUAUACACUGUGAUCCCCCUCUUUAUUUUCCUGGUCUGCAGUCAACUUCCUCUCUAUGGAAUGCAUUCCACUACAGGAGCAGACCCUUUUAACUGGAUGCGUUUUAUUCUCGCCUCAAACCGUGGGACUGUUAUGGAGCUUGGGAUUACUCCCAUUGUGACAUCUGGAUUGGUGAUGCAACUCUUAGCUGGAUCAAAGAUCAUCGAAGUUGAUAACAAUGUCUGGGAAGAUCGGGCCCUCUUAAAUGGUGCUCAGAAGCUGUUGGGCAUACUUGUUGCUGUUGGUGAAGCAGUCGCAUAUGUUCUGUCGGGGAUGUAUGGUAGCGUCGGCCAACUUGGAGUAGGCAAUACAAUUCUAAUCAUUAUUCAGCUUUGUUUUGGUGGUAUCAUUGUGAUAUGCUUAGAUGAACUUCUCCGGAAGGGUUAUGGACUAGUAUCUGGUGUUAAACUCUACUUGGAGAAUAACAGGCCAAUGAGCUUGUAG